ACACGCUAGCUUCUUGUAAAUAUGGAGUUACUGGUGAAAAGAAAUACCCUUUUCAGGGGUUGCCUAGUACUGUUUGGCGGAUUUCUCGUACAUCUUGCUAUUGGGGCUCUUUACACGUUCGGAAAUUUUUCGCCUUAUUUCGUGUCCUAUCUACGUAACCGUACGGCUGACAGUUCCGUUCAGAACGUUGACGCCCUGUGGGUAAACGGCAUUGGUGCCUUCGGGAAUUUAUUUGGCAUGCUCAUCGCGGGAGUUGUUAAUAACAUGGUUGGUCCACGCCUCACAACUUUGCUGGGAACGUUUGUGUACUGCGGAACCGUUGCAGCGAGUUAUUUCAGCGUUAACAGCUCCCUUAUUAUUCUGGUUGUGACGUAUGGCUUUGUGUGUAACCUUGGCAACAAAAUUAUAUACCCAGUACCCGUCAGCUGCGCUAUCAAGUGGUUUCCAACGCGACCAAGCUUAGUUUCCGGAAUAAUUCUUGCCGGGUAUGGUGGCGGGGCAACUAUUUUUAACCAAGUUAUAACGGCAUAUAUAAACCCGGACAACUACUCACCUGAUUUGGUCACGGAAGAUGGGGAAAGGUACUUUACCCAGCCGGAUCUUCUUGAUCGGGUCCCAUUUUGCUUUCUGGUGCUCGCUGGCUCCUACUUUGGUAUGCAGAUUAUUGGGACCCUCCUCAUCUCUGAUCCUCCGUCACAGGAUAUAAAAGAUGUCGACAUCAGCUUUCCUAAAGAAAUAGACAUUCCAGUUAAAGAGAAUGGCCACGGCUUGACUAUCAGCACCGUGGAGCUGAUGGACACGAAAAAAGAUACCAGUGAAUUAAGCAACGGAGCAAAAACAGCACAUGAUGAUUUGAGUAUACCAGCAGUCCUAAAGGUUGCAUUCACGACUCGUUCCUACUAUGUCGUAAUCAUCUCGGUCUUCUUUUUGACCUGCGGAACAACAAUUGUGUUUUCCAUGUACAAGGCAUACGGACAGACGUUUAUUCACGAUGAUCAUUUCCUGGCACUAGUAGGUUCAAUGUCGUCUGUGUUCAACUCUCUGGGCCGGCCGGCAUGGGGUAUAUUCAAUGACAAAUAUGGGUACCGUGUGAGCCUAUGGGGAAUUAGCGGUGGCCUAACGGUCCUGUUUGGAACCCUCCAACUAACAGAGCACAUGUCCAAGGAACUGUACCUUGUGUGGGUCUGUGGCAUAUUUGCUUUCCUUUGUGGAUUAUGGGCCGUUAUUCCCUCCACACUGUCCAGACUCUUUGGUGUAAAGCACUUGGCGGCUACGUACGGUUUUGUUACUCUCGGGCUGGCCUUUUCUUCUCUUCUGGCCAGCAUUCUUGGAACCCGUCUGAAAGAGUCACUUGGAUGGACUGGUAUAUUCUACAUAGCAACAGGAACUUCCGCAUUCACGUUUCUGCUUACCAUCCUCUUCAAUGGUGUUGACUCGAAAAGAGUGCGGAUCUGAACAAAAUUUAACUCUGAACUGCUCCAUAGUGACUUAAAUCUGAGUGUCAUUUUCCUUGUAAAUUAUCAACGAUGACGUGGAAAGGGAUUACUAUUAGUGUUAUACAGCUUAUUUCACGAUCCACAGCAUCAUAUGGUGCUGAUUAGAUUCAGUGCAUUAUGUGGACCAUUUUGUGAUAUUGAAUGAAUACUGUUGAUUUGAUUAAAACAUAUGUUAUUGCAUGAUGAUACAUUUACCCAAUAUUUGAUGAAGAUAACAACAGAGAAACAGAAACAGUGCAAUGUAACAAACCUUACGUUCAUAUAAAAAGGACAUGCAAAGGGAUUUGGUCAGGAAUUUUCCAACAUAAGUUACGGUCCUUUUCUAAACCGCCCAUGAAAAGCAAAAUGGUAACGCUAUUACCUGAACUAUAAACCAAACGUAAUAUUUAAUACAGUUAUGUAGUGCUCAUAUACAUAGGAAUAAGAGGAAUGUGCUCUAUAACUAAUAAAUAGAUCGUGA
This is a messenger RNA of Mya arenaria, 1956 nucleotides long. RefSeq lists its product as uncharacterized. Gene Ontology annotation, biological process: transmembrane transport. The transcript has 11 exons. Lineage: Eukaryota; Metazoa; Mollusca; Bivalvia; Myida; Myidae. The record is from RefSeq and is a predicted model, not a curated record. Gene Ontology annotation, molecular function: transmembrane transporter activity. The coding region runs from base 22 to 1455 and encodes 477 amino acids.